Messenger RNA from Anopheles nili, 4736 nucleotides. RefSeq names its product dual specificity calcium/calmodulin-dependent 3',5'-cyclic nucleotide phosphodiesterase 1-like. Gene Ontology annotation, molecular function: 3',5'-cyclic-AMP phosphodiesterase activity. The record is from RefSeq and is a predicted model, not a curated record. The transcript has 8 exons. The coding region runs from base 1 to 3234 and encodes 1077 amino acids. Gene Ontology annotation, biological process: signal transduction. Lineage: Eukaryota; Metazoa; Arthropoda; Insecta; Diptera; Culicidae.
AUGGCAAACCAAACCAAUCAAUCAUUGAAAAGUAAUAAUCCUUCAUCAGUGCCGGCACCGGCAUGUGGUGCUGCAGAGGGCAGCGAAGUACGAAGGCCGCCAACCACCAGCUCCGAUCGGUCGUCACUGUUCGAUCGAUCCCAUCCGGUUACGUCACGCCCGGCCACAUUGCCCAUGACCGUGGGGUAUGCUUCGACGGCGGGACCGGUUGCGGCGCGACCUUCACGAAGUGCGACACGGCCACAUCCCACGGGACCGCACCCUUUCGUCACACAGUCAGCUGGGGUGCGAGUGUUUAAAAAGUGCAAAAGUGCCACCUUCCAGAUCGAUGGACACACCUACACCAUAGUCGCGAGCUCGCCCGAGAAUAAGUUUACCAAAGAUGAUAUAACGCUCGCCGGAGCUGGCCCGGGGCGUGAACAGUUGCCCUGCUGCGAUCCGGCCACGUGCCCUGGUGGUCCGACAACCAGCUACGGAACCUGCGGACCCACAGCCGGCCCUAUCGCUCCGGUUUCCGGUUCGACCAGCAGCACAGCGUCAACGGUCGCACCUGGAGGCCUAGCCGGAACAGGUGCUGCACUGCAACAGCAAUCGUCGGCGGCUCAGCAACAGCAGCAACCAUCAUCCGGCAGCUGCUAUCCGUAUCAUCAUCACUUUCAUCAUCAUCAUCACCACCAUCAUUGCCAUCAGCCAGUGCGGGCUGAUUGUAACUCGCGAAACGGCCAGAUAGCAAAGCAAGGUAGCCUGACGAUCGUUCGGCGAACUAAUAGCAGAAAAAAUACGAACCUCCAGCAGCAGCUCCAGUACCAGGAAGCGCUGGACGAAACCGAAUACCAGCAGCCGCCAUUCGGGAACGACACCGGCACCGACGGUAGUGGAGGCGGCAGGGACGGUGGCGUUGGCGGAGGGGGAGGAGGAGGCGGUCCGGAAGCCGAGUUCGGCCAUCAGCAUCCGCCCCUGUCCGAGUCGGAGCUCGCCUUCGUCAACAGCCAGCUAAGCCGGGAGCUCGAGAGCAUGCAACCGACGACCGGGACCGUGAGUGCCGUCGCGAACCGUACCGAAUCGACGACCGGGGAUGAGUUGGACAAAGUGGACCUAGCGACGGAUAAUCUGCCGGCUGUCGAUACACCAGAUGCAUGUGAUAAGGCCGCAGUCAGGCUCCGAUGUCUGCUGCGGCAGCUGCAGCGAGGCGAAAUUUCCGCCGAGCUGCUGCAGAAAAACCUUCAUUACGCCGCGCGCGUACUUGAAGCCGUUUUUAUCGACGAGACAAAUCAAGACGGUGGCACCGGACCAGGCACCGGUGGGGGUGGUGUUGGUGGCGGUGGUGGUAGUGGUGGGGGUGGUAGUGGAGCUAACAACGCUGACGGUGGAGGUACUGGUGGUGGUGGAGACGGCACAGGCAGCAGUGCAGCACCGAAUGUCAACGCCAGCAGCAAGGAGCCGCACCGGGGGGCGACAACAUCCGCUCCACCCACACAUGGCGGCCCCACGGGGCCACCGGUCGGCAAAGGUGUCAUACAGAGGCGGCGCUUGCGGGCUCCUGUUUGGGCUCGGUCCAUGCGCCUCGCGGACGAAGAUGACGAGCUAUCUGAGGUGCAGCCGGACGCGGUCCCACCCGAGGUCCGGGAAUGGUUGGCGUCCACCUUCACCCGCCAGCUGGCGACAACGCGCAAGAAGUCGGACGAAAAGCCCAAAUUCCGGUCGGUGGCCCACGCCAUCCGGGCUGGUAUCUUCGUCGAUCGGAUCUACCGGCGCGUGUCCAGCACCGCCUUGAUGCAGUUCCCGCCUGAGGUCGUCCGCGUGCUGAAGACCCUCGACGAUUGGUCAUUCGACGUGUUCGCGCUGGCCGAGGCUGGCAACUGCCAACCGGUGAAGUACCUCGGGUACGACCUGCUAAACCGGUACGGUAUGAUCCACAAGUUUAAGGUCCCACCGGCCACGCUCGAGACGUUCCUGACGCGCAUCGAGGAGGGCUACUGCCGGUUCCGCAACCCGUACCACAACAACCUGCACGCCGCCGACGUCGCACAAACCGUCCACCACGUGCUCUGCCAGACCGGGCUGAUGCACUGGCUGACGGAUCUCGAAAUCUUCGCCACCCUGCUGGCGGCGCUCAUACACGAUUACGAGCACACGGGGACGACGAACAACUUCCACGUGAUGUCCGGUUCGGACACGGCGAUGCUGUACAACGAUCGGGCCGUGCUCGAGAACCAUCACAUCAGUGCGGCGUUUCGCGUCCUGAAGGAGGACGACUGCAACGUGCUGCAGAACCUGUCGCGGGACGAGUUCCGCGAGCUGCGCACGCUCAUCAUCGACAUGGUGCUCGCGACCGACAUGUCGUUCCAUUUCCAGCAGCUCAAGAACAUGCGCAACCUGCUGACGCUGGCCGAACCGCAGGUGGAUAAGUCGAAGGCGCUUUCGCUCGUGCUGCACUGUUGUGAUAUUUCGCAUCCGGCCAAGCGCUGGGACAUCCAUCACAAGUGGACGAUGCUGCUGUUGGAGGAGUUCUUCCGCCAGGGUGAUCUCGAGCGUGAGCUUGGCCUGCCGUUUAGUCCGCUGUGCGAUCGAAACAAUACGCUCGUGGCGGAGUCGCAGAUUGGCUUCAUCGAGUUCAUCGUUGAGCCGAGUAUGACGGUUUGUGCGGACAUGCUGGAGAUUGUUCUGGCACCGAUCGCGCCCAUCACCUGCAACGCGGCUAGUGGGGCGUCUUCGGCGGGCUCCUCGGCCGGACAAUCGGGUGGGACAGCCGCCGCCAUCGGUGGAAGUAGUAGCAACAGCAACAACAACAACAACAAUAACAACAACAACAACAAUAAUAGCGUUAGUAAUAGCAGUAGCAUUAAAAGUACUACCAAUACUCUUAGCGUACCGAGCAACAAUACGAACAACAAUGAAGCAAUAAGUGGUGAGGGCGGUGAGGGCAAGGAGGGAGAGGAGGCGUCCCCUGCCCCACCCACGGCCACUCCACCGACCAGCGCGGGGGCGAAGAAUGGAAGCGCGGAUCCGAGCGAGAAACCGAACCGGUUCAAAAUUCGCAAACCCUGGAUCACCUGCCUGGCGGAGAAUAAGAAAAUCUGGAAGGAGCAAGCCGUCCGCGAUGCGGAAGCUAGGGCAGCAGCGGCCGCGGCGGAAGCAGCUGCGGCGGCGACAGCGGCUGAGGCCAGUGAAUCUUCCGAUGGGGCGGUUGACGGGACCGAUGAGACGAAACCGGAUGAAGCAGAUGGAAAUUAAGGCAGUGCGGGGAUGGAUCGCCGGUUCCGGAACCGGCAGAACCACUGACAGAAGCAACAGGAUUGCUGCGUUCCGGUGGAAAAAAAUAUAUAUGUUCGAGACAAAACGUAGGCAAAUAGGAGGCGUAAGGACGAGAACCACAAAGGAAAACCCACAACAAAAAACAACCACAACAAAUGAUAGUAGUAAAAGAAAACUAAAUAAACUUUAUUAAGCAUGUAAAGCGAGAACGGGCAUGGAGCAAAAGAAAUCGUACUGCUGAUGACAAAACAAAACAAAAACACACAGCUGGCAACGCUGUAUAUUUAUUGGUACUGAAUAAAGAGAAGGAAAAACAAAAGGAGACAAAGCAAAAAGAAUAUUGCAAAAAGGGAAGAAAAACACCCCCAAGCAUGGGACGCAAAUGGGAGGGAAAAGCAAGAAAAAGGAAAUGAACAAUGCGAAUUCGAUGAGAAAUAGAACGAACAUAUUUACAACAGAGAGAUAGGUCUAUUUCCAUGCAAAAAAAAGCACACACAAUCACACACAUGCUCACUUACUCACAAAAUCAUCUAAGCACGCGUUGCAUCGCUAGAGAUAGAGCCACACACACAUUAACACAAAAAAGGGAGGCUAAAGCCGCUCUUUGGCAAGACGGCAGUAGUAAAUGUCAAAAGAUUUUCCCGCUGCUAGUAGAAAGGACACCAGAAGGACCGUCAGCACCCCUCUCAUCCGAGUAGGCUUUAAAAAGCACGUGCUCAUCUCAUGAACAUGAAUAGUGCAUAUAAAAACUCAGCUCUCAAGCGGAACACGACGGAGAAAACAAUUUUGGGUAGAAUUAUUUAUAGAGCGCGAUACCUGACAGCUGUUUAAAAUAAAGCAGAAAUUAUGUUCUACCAUCAAACAAAAACCACGCUGACACCGGACGCACGAAUACGUUUGAUUUUCCGAUCGCUGGUUGCGACAUUUUCAUGGCCUUUCGUAGCACUCCGAUCAUCAUCAUCAUCAGCACCCGACCUGACCUUUCUGACCUUCUCCUAGUAGAGUUCAAACGAAACCAACCGUUUACGGACAAUCAGCAAGUGGUCGAGCUCCAGCCAAACACAUUUAGGGUUUCCACCGGUGGUCUUUCCGGAGUAUGCAUUCUUUGGCGAGGAUUGAACAAGAGCGCGACACAACAGUAGAAUCGUUCGGAAUUGCCUUAGAUAAAACGUUUGCGCACCGUCUCUUGGAAUGGAGCAAAAAAAAGUCUUUGAAAAAAAACACCCCAUCUAAUGGGUUUUAAAUAUUAUUACCUUGUGUUUCGAUUAAAGAAGAAAAUAAGAACCCUGUACACAAAAAACUCAUCGACUGCAUCAUGCAAGCAUGGGUGGGGAAAAAAAGGAUAAACGUGGAAAAAUGUUACUUUAAUUCGUCUCCAUUUUUUCUACCGUCGUCCUGGAACGGUUUGCUGAAAUUCCUCACAAUGAUCCGCGUGCUCUCUUUAAUUAAGUCCGCAAAUUAGCACUUAAAUUAUACGACAC